AGCUUCUCUGAGACAAAUUCUCUUUAUUGGCUUCUUUUAUAAAACCUCGGAUUAGUUCUUCGUUCACACAAGUUGUGUUGUGUGUAUUAGUUGUUUUAACUUCUUCAGCAGAGCCAAAAGCUUUUUUAUUUUAUUUCACUAAAGUGUCUUCCCGUUACGAUCCAAUCAAAUCCAAAUCCUAUGGAGCGAGGUGGUUACCGAGGAGGUCGUGGUGAUGGUGGUGGUUACGGCGGAGGGAGAGGAGACCGUGGUCGCGGUUAUGGCGGCGGAGAUCGCGGUCGUGGUCGCGGCUCAGAGCGAGGCGGCGGGAAUCGUGGUCAAGGUCGCGGUGAGCAACAGGAUUUCAGAAGCCAGAGUCAGUGGGGACCUCCGUCUGGUCACGGUGGCCGUGGGACUCAGUUCCAGCAACCUCGACCACAGGCGACUCCGCAGGCUCAAGCGGUUCCGCAGCCACAAGUGACACAAGCAGGACCUCCGUCAGGUCACGGUGGCCGUGGUACUAAUGCUUGGGGUCGUAAGCCACAGGUUUCUUCUGAUUCGGCUUCUCCGUCCACCUCCGUCGUGGUUACUGAACCCGUUCGUGUUGCUGAAGUGAUGAAUCCAAGACCAUCUGUACAAGUUGCGUCUACUACUGAUAGGAAAGAACCAAUGAAGCGACCUGAUAGUGGCGGUGUUGUGGCUGUGCGGCGUGUUAAUCUAUAUGUCAAUCAUUUUAGAGUCAACUUCAAUCCUGAUAAUGUCAUAAGACAUUAUGAUGUUGAAAUCAAAGGAGACAAUCCCACGAAGAAGAUAUCGAGGUUUGAGCUAGCUAUGGUCAGGGACAAGGUGUUCACCGACAAUCCCGGCGAGUUUCCCUUCGCUAUGACUGCUUAUGAUGGUCAGAAGAACAUUUUCAGCGCGGCUGAACUGCCUACGGGUUCAUUCAAGGUGGAGUUCCCUGCAACUGAAGAGAUGAGAGGUCGUAGCUAUACGUUUACGAUCAAGCAGGUGAGUACGCUGAAGCUACGUGACUUGCUAGAGUACACGACAGGGAGUAAGUCUUCCAAUCCGCGUGAUGUAUUGCAAGGGCUGGAUGUUGUGAUGAAAGAGCAUCCUUCCAAGUGUAUGAUCACUGUUGGUAAAAGCUUUUUCACUCGUGAGACUGAGCGUGAUGAAGACUUUGGCUUCGGGGUUGCAGCUGCGAAAGGGUAUCGUCAUACUCUGAAGCCCACGGCACAAGGUUUAUCAUUGUGCUUGGACUACUCCGUGUUGGCGUUUCGCAAAGCAAUGUCAGUCAUCGAGUACUUGAAGUUGUACUUUAAGUUGUCUGAUAUGCGUCAGAUCAUGAACUAUAGGCGUGAUGUGGAAAGGGAGUUGACUGGUUUGAAAGUCACUGUCAAUCAUCGAAAGAACAAGCAAAAACUCACCAUUGUAGGGCUGAGUAAGCAAGACACAAAAGACAUAAAGUUUGAUCUUAUUGAUCAAGAGGGAAACGAGCCGCCAAGAAAAACUACCAUUGUUGAGUAUUUCAGGAUCAAGUAUGGAAGAGACAUUGAGCACAAAAAUAUUCCUUGCUUGGAUUUGGGGAAAAAUGGUCGGCAAAAUUUAGUCCCCAUGGAGUUCUGCGACUUGGUUGAGGGUCAGAUUUAUCCGAAGGAUGACUUAGAUAAGGAUUCAGCGUUGUGGUUAAAGAAGUUGUCACUGGUAAAUCCACAACAAAGGCAGAAAAAUAUAGAUAAGAUGAUAAAGUCUCGUAAUGGACCGAGCGGUGGAGAAAUCAUUGGAAACUUCGGACUGAAAGUGGAUACAAACAUGACACGUGUGGAAGGUCGUGUACUAAAGGCCCCAACAUUGAAGUUGGCAGAUAGAGGGAAAGCUGUGAGCGAGGAACCCAACGCGAGACAGAACAACCAAUGGAACCUUAUGAGGAAGGGAGUCACAAGGGGAUCUAUAAUCAAGCAUUGGGCUGUACUUGACUUCACCGCAUCCGAGAGAUUUAACAAGAUGCCUAAUGACUUUGUGGAUGCCCUGAUGGAACGUUGUUGGAAACUUGGGAUGCAGAUGGAGCCUCCUAUCGUAUACAAAACAUCGAGAAUGGAUACGCUUUCUAAUUGUAAUGCUCUUGAGGAAUUGCUUCGGUCCGUAAUUGAAGAGGCUUCUCGUAAGCAUGGUGGGGCUCGUCCAACUCUUGUUCUUUGUGCUAUGUCCGGGAGGGCCGAUGGCUACAAAACUCUGAAAUGGGUAGCAGAAACCAAACUUGGUCUGGUAACUCAGUGUUUCUUGACCGGAUCUGCCUCUAGAGGAGGUAGAAUUUCUGAUCAGUAUCUUGCAAAUCUUGCCCUCAAGAUGAACGCGAAGGUUGGUGGAAGCAACGUCGAGCUGAUGGAUAAUACUUUCUCUUUCUUCCACAAAGAUGAUGGGGUCAUGUUCAUUGGUGCUGAUGUCAAUCAUCCCGCUGCUCGAGACAAGAUGAGCCCGUCUAUUGUUGCUGUUGUGGGUACACUAAACUGGCCUGCAGCUAACCGUUAUGCAGCUAGAGUCAUUGCCCAGCCUCACCGCAAAGAGGAAAUAGAAGGGUUUGGGGAUGCUUGCUUGGAGCUUGUCAAAGCUCAUGUUAAGUCCACUGGGAAACGACCUAACAAGAUUGUGAUAUUCCGUGAUGGUGUCAGCGAUGCUCAGUUCGAUAUGGUUCUCAAUGUGGAGUUGCUUGAUGUCAAGCUGACUUUUCAGAAGAAUGGUUACAAUCCAAAGAUAACGGUAAUUGUAGCACAGAAACGUCAUCAAACCCGUUUCUUCCCUGCUACAAGCAAUGAUGGAAGUGAUAAAGGCAAUGUGCCUUCAGGUACGGUUGUUGAUACUAAAGUCAUUCACCCGUAUGAGUAUGAUUUCUACCUAUGCAGUCACCACGGAGGGAUCGGGACAAGCAAACCGACUCAUUACUACACUCUUUGGGAUGAACUUGGAUUCACAUCAGAUCAGGUUCAGAAGCUCAUCUUCGAGAUGUGUUUCACUUUCACUCGCUGCACCAAACCCGUCUCUCUUGUUCCUCCGGUUUAUUAUGCUGACAUGGUUGCCUAUAGAGGAAGGAUUUACCAUGAGGCAAGUUCUCGUGAGAGGAACAUUAGGCAGCCGAGGGGAGCUUCUACAUCUGCUGCUUCGCUUGUCUCUUCAUUAUCAUCUCUUACAAUCGAGGACAAAGCAAUUUUCAAGCUGCACGCAGAGCUUGAGAAUGUUAUGUUCUUCGUGUGAAGAAGAGUGUGAGUUUUUUUUUUUUUGUGUUUUGGGUCCCACGCUGAACUUAAUACUAUAUUCGGAAUCGGAACGCCCCGAGAACGCAGUUAUACUCCUUUUUUCUGGUUAGAAAGGAGUUUGUGCGUGAAUCUAAUUGGGUUUUUCGCAGUGUGUUUCUUUCAUUUUGGUUGGUGUGUUGAAAUGAAUUUCUUUUUGGUGUUGUAAUGCUCUUUAGAGCAGAAACCACGUCUUUGUGUUUUUUUGGUUUUAUAGUAUUUCAGACUCUCAUAUUUUGCUU
Messenger RNA from Camelina sativa (false flax), 3508 nucleotides. Its product is annotated as protein argonaute 2. NCBI's taxonomy places the organism in Eukaryota, Viridiplantae, Streptophyta, Magnoliopsida, Brassicales, Brassicaceae. Gene Ontology annotation, molecular function: RNA binding; protein binding. The record is from RefSeq and is a predicted model, not a curated record.